AUGAUUGGCCACAUAAUUGCUAUCCAUAAUGGAAGAGAACACUUGCCUAUUUACAUAAUGGAUCGUAUGGGGCGUCUAAAAGAGGAAUACGAAUCAGAGAAACCCGAUGAGAUAACUACUAGAGGUCAAUCUAUAUCAAUGUCUGCUGAUAAAGCCAGAAGAAGAAACAGGGAGAUCGACGAAGAUGUUACUCAUCGUAUACAAGCGGGUUGGCUUAAGUGGAGAGCAACAAUUGGGGUGCUUUGUGAUAUAAAGUUUCCUAGUAGAUUAAAAGAAUGGAGGAUGGAAGUUACAGAAUUUCAUAUGAUGAGGUCGAUAUGUGGUUGCACAGUGAUAUAUAGGAUUAGAAACCACGAGUUUAGAGAGAAGUUAGGGGUUGUACCUCUCUCUGCAAAGAUACAUGAGAAUAGGUUGAGAUGGUUUGGGCAAGUGUAG
Molecule: messenger RNA, 435 nt
Organism: Amaranthus tricolor (Joseph's coat)
Lineage: Eukaryota; Viridiplantae; Streptophyta; Magnoliopsida; Caryophyllales; Amaranthaceae
Exons: 4
Coding region: 1-435 (144 amino acids)
Biological process (GO): translation
Cellular component (GO): ribosome
Molecular function (GO): structural constituent of ribosome
Source: RefSeq, a predicted model, not a curated record